Messenger RNA from Colletotrichum spaethianum, 921 nucleotides. Its product is annotated as acyl-CoA desaturase. The transcript is spliced from 4 exons. The coding region runs from base 1 to 921 and encodes 306 amino acids. The record is from RefSeq and is a predicted model, not a curated record. Gene Ontology annotation, biological process: unsaturated fatty acid biosynthetic process. Gene Ontology annotation, cellular component: endoplasmic reticulum membrane. Gene Ontology annotation, molecular function: iron ion binding; stearoyl-CoA 9-desaturase activity. NCBI's taxonomy places the organism in Eukaryota, Fungi, Ascomycota, Sordariomycetes, Glomerellales, Glomerellaceae.
AUGUUUGUUUUCAACAACAAAUCAUACAUCAGCACCCAGCCCAUCAGUCGGGAAAACUGGUAUCAGCAUACUAAAUGGCUCAACGCCCUUUUGGUUCUGAUCAUCCCCCUCGCCGCGUUCGCUAUUAUCUACUACUUUGUGCCCAGCAUCACACCUCACUGUUCUUAUAAGGCCGGCUUUCAUCUCAGAGUCUAUCUGGCUGCUGUGGUUACUGGUGCUGUAGAGGGCUCCAUAUACCGUUGGUCUCGUAAAUAUCGGGCCCAUCACCGUUGCACCGGCACAGUCAAGGAUACUCACUCUUUCCAAAAAAGCUUUCUCUACAGCCAUCUUGUUUGGAUGAUCAUGAAGCAAGGCCCGAAGUGCACUGGCCGUACCGAUAUCAGCGACCUGAACGAGGACCCGGUUCUCAUGAGGCACCAUAUCCACUACCUGAAGUGCCUCGUCGUCAUGGCCAUUCUUUUCCCAAUCAUGGUCUGUGUGGCGUCUUUCGAUGCUCUUUUGUUCAACAGGGAACCUUUUGCAUUAAUUCAGUUGCGCAUUGGCUUGAUGACCAGUCUUUCGACGAUCGCAGAUUGCCUCGCCGCCCAUGUUGUCACAGCACUCAUUACUCUUGGCAAGGGCUACCAUAACUUCCACCACGAGUUCCCUUCUAAUUAUCACAACGCUUUUGAUUGGUAUCAACACGACCCUAGUAAAUGGAUGAUAUGGGUAUGGAGGCCUUGCCUCCAAUCUCAGGCAUUCGGCGCCAACAAGAUCGAAAAGGGACCGGUUCAAAUGAGCCAGAAACAGCUCGAUAUUGCCGGAUUUAAGACGGAAUGGGAUCUUCCCCUCGAGCAAUUAUCAGUUAUUGACUGGGGCGAUUGCAGCGCUUUGCACGCAAGUUUGCCGCAUCUAGGAGUUAUAGGAGAAAAUUGCUUGUAG